Molecule: messenger RNA, 1625 nt
Organism: Amorphotheca resinae ATCC 22711
Lineage: Eukaryota; Fungi; Ascomycota; Leotiomycetes; Helotiales; Amorphothecaceae
Exons: 7
Coding region: 48-1577 (509 amino acids)
Biological process (GO): DNA-templated transcription
Molecular function (GO): DNA binding; zinc ion binding
Source: RefSeq, a predicted model, not a curated record
AACUGGUGAAGCUUUUUGAUAACAUCGCCAAAGUAAUAGAUUCUCGAAUGAGAGGAAUAGAUAAGGUACCAUCAUCAAAGGCAAGCACGGAUAGAGUCACCUCAUCGGCAUUGAUUCCUGGUUCUAAAGAGGAACUGUAUAUCAAAGCAUAUUUUGAGCAUGUCCAUCCAAUCUAUCCCUUUCUAGACCAGGAAGCGUUCCAGACCAGAGCGUCAAGUUUGCAGCACUCCCAGGUCCCGACUGAUAAAGCCUGGCCUGCCUUGUAUCAUGCUGUCUUGGCUCUCGGCUGCCAAUACCAUGAUGGAGGAAGCUUUGAGCCGUGGAGAGGAGAGGCUUGGAGAUACUUUGAGGUAUCUCUAUCUUUGGCUCCGGAUCUCCUCAUAAUAAAACCUUCAUUGAUGACUGUGCAAGCAUUUACGGCAAUGGCUGUGUUCUCCCUAACCAUCUCAUGUAUGCAGAUUGAAGCAACGAUGGUCUCCGAAGGUGCCAAAAUGGCUCAGGCUCUCCGGUUGAAUAAAGUCAAGGACGAUAUAACGUCUGCGCGUACUUUUUGGGUUCUUUAUUGGAUGGAGAAAACAAGUUGCUUCUAUGGCGGAAGAGGAUCUGUUCUAAUGGAUUCCGACGUUGGUUGUCCUAUUCCCCAUCUGCCCGAGACAAUUCUCGACGGGUUCAAUUGGUUUCUAGCGUUUUGCAGAUACGCACGAUUACUGUCCAAGAUGUACGAAUUCCUCUUCACAGUCAACGCAAACGUCAACACACCAGCCUUGUAUUGGAUAACCAUCGAUCAUCUGAAAGAAGAAUUAGAGAGAUGGCGUCUAUCGAUACCACCGCCCUUCCGACCAGGCGAUGCCUUCAGAACAAGAGAGCUAUCUGGCUCUAUGGCCAUGUCCAUUGCCUUACGACUGCAUUUCUCGUAUCACAACGCAUUACUAGCAUUCUCUAGGGUAACUUUCCACGUAGGUGCAGAUGAGCCACCUAGUUCAGAGCGGAUGCGGGAGAGCAAAACGUGCAUGAUCAAAUCCGCACGCUGCAUUCUCGAACUAACCAAGUUUAUUGAUGUCGAAGCAUACACCCCCUUAUGGAUUCUGGCCAUAAUGCCAAUUUCGGCACUGUUCAUACUCUUUGAACUUGUUGUUCAUAACCCUAACCAUCCAGAAACGGAUAGUAAUCUAGCGCUCCUCGAUGUUGCAAGUGGGCAUUUCAGCCGUUUAGAAUACGAAAGCAAUGGCUCACUACCCGGCUCGCUCAUCGCUGAGUUCGCACACCUUGCUCGACAGCACGUACGUGAUGUCCAAGAACAGCAAAGAGAGAGCAGUACGAGGCGCCGUGUUUCAACAACGGAGCUCUCAAACCAGGAGAUGACUCUACCAAUCAUCCAACAAGGAGCAUACCUGCCAGGUACCAUGACUGAACACGACCCUCAACAAGGAUUAUUGCCGGUAGAAAGCGAUACACUGUUUUUUCCUAUUUUCGAUGAGCCCAGGUACCCUAAUCAAACUCUACCUUCGGGGAUUGAUAUCAUGGAUCUCUUUGAUUCGACAAUGCCCGUUUUCCCCUUCUUUUCUAAUGGCGAAUAAGAAUUCCAUAUUUCGAUGUACAAUACCAGUUACUUCGUACAAAUAGAC